GCCAUGGUUUUAUAUAAUGCGGUUUCUCAACAGAAGGCUAUUUUUGUACAGUCAGUACAAGCAUUUGAGAAAGAAGUCUCCAAUUUAAGAAUAAAAUCGGUGAUGUCCUUUAGGGAAAGAGUCUUUAAGGCAGUAUGCAAGGCAAAGAGCCCCUGUGUGUCAAUAAGAUAUUUGCAGCAGCAUCUUAAGGGAUCUUUAUCCCAGAAUAUCAGAAUUGAACUAGAGCAUUUGGAAAGGUUGGGAUUUGGGAAAUUGAAAGCAUUAAAGACAAGGCAAGGGAAAAAAGAUUUUUUCAUGAAGAUCCAUCCAAACUGCAUAGACGAAGAAAUUGGGGAACAUCAGAAGAUGCUGACCACCGCAGCCAUUAGUAUUGAAAAUUAUAGGACCAACUUCAAUGACGACUCAACAAUCGGAGCAGAUGUUAAGGCGUUUCUUAUGCAGAACCAUCCACAAUCGGAGAUGAUUGAAUUUCUAUGGUGAUUGGGAAGAUUGUGAAAUAUUUUUUGUUAUGCAGAAACAUACACAAUCAGAGAUGAAUGAGUUUAUAUGUUGACUGGGAAUAUUGUGAAAUUUUUUUUUUAUAAUUAUAAAAUAUCAUUAUUAGUGGGUGCUAUAUUAAGCUGUAGUCUGUACACAUGUCGACCUGUAGACCUGUUGACCUGUAGAACUGUAGACUUGUUGACCUGUAGACCUGUUGACCUGUAGACUUGUUGACCUGUAGACCUAUAGACCUGUUGACCUGUCGACCUGUAGACUUGUUGACCUGUAGACCUGUUGACUUGUAGACCUGUUUACCUGUAGACUUCAAUUAGAUAUUAC
This is a messenger RNA of Saccostrea cuccullata (small rock oyster), 819 nucleotides long. RefSeq lists its product as uncharacterized. Lineage: Eukaryota; Metazoa; Mollusca; Bivalvia; Ostreida; Ostreidae. The coding region runs from base 4 to 480 and encodes 158 amino acids. The record is from RefSeq and is a predicted model, not a curated record. The transcript is spliced from 3 exons.